AUGUCUGGCAUCCUCUCGGGCCUUUACUCGGCCAUUGUCAAGCGUAACGCCGUCUUCCUUACCACGAUCUUUGCUGGAGCCUUUGCGACCGAGAUUGCCUUUGAUACCGCAUCGAACUCGAUCUGGGACCACAUCAACAAGGGCCGACAAUGGAAGGACAUCAAGCAGCGGUAUAUGCAAGCCGAGGAGGACGACGAUGAGUAG
Fulvia fulva is the source of this 204-nucleotide messenger RNA. Its product is annotated as Cytochrome b-c1 complex subunit 9, mitochondrial. Bases 1 to 204 code for a protein of 67 amino acids. The record is from RefSeq and is a predicted model, not a curated record. NCBI's taxonomy places the organism in Eukaryota, Fungi, Ascomycota, Dothideomycetes, Mycosphaerellales, Mycosphaerellaceae. The transcript is spliced from 4 exons. Gene Ontology annotation, biological process: mitochondrial electron transport, ubiquinol to cytochrome c.